AUGAUAAAGUUUACAAGAAGUAGAAUGUUGAGAUACAUGAAAAACUUUCAGAGAUUUAACUAUGUAGCAUUUGCAGCAGUUUUUGCAUCUGCGUGGUAUUUCGGUCAACAAGAAAAGGAAGAUGAGAAACAAAAGUUUUUGGCUCAAUAUUCAGAUGCUGUACUUCCAGCAGGUGCUUCUAUCGUAACCACACCUUCGGAGGUUGGUGCACCAACUAAAGAUAAUCAAAAUAAUAAUAGUAGUAACAAUUCAUUGUUUAGUAGUCCACUCGAAGGAUUAAAGAAAUAA
Molecule: messenger RNA, 288 nt
Organism: Heterostelium album PN500
Lineage: Eukaryota; Evosea; Eumycetozoa; Acytosteliales; Acytosteliaceae
Exons: 1
Coding region: 1-288 (95 amino acids)
Source: RefSeq, a predicted model, not a curated record